Molecule: messenger RNA, 1526 nt
Organism: Meloidogyne enterolobii
Lineage: Eukaryota; Metazoa; Nematoda; Chromadorea; Rhabditida; Meloidogynidae
Source: the annotation of a GenBank genome assembly
UUUAAUUAUUUAUGGGUAUGAAAAGGAGAAAGCAUACUUCAACCAGAAUUACUGGUGUAGAAGAAAAAAUACAUAAAAAUGAUAAUCAUAAUUCAAUACAAAAUUCAAAUAAUCAACAAAAUAAAAUGUUUGGGAAGGAACAAUAUUUACCUGAAAAAUCUAAUAUUAAAUUUGAAGAUGUGGGUGGGUGUGAAGCACAAUUUUUGGAAGCAAUUUAUAUGUUGAUGCAUUUAAAACAGCCUGAACUCUGUACAAAUUUAGGAGUUAAUCCUCCAAAAGGGUUACUUUUACAUGGACCUCCAGGAUGUGGGAAAUCUUUAUUUGCACGUGCAAUUUCUGGAGAACUUCAAAUUCCAAUUUUAUCAAUUUCUUCAACAGAAUUAAUUGCUGGAAUUUCUGGUGACAGUGAACGUCGAAUAAGACAAUUAUUUGUUGAUGCUGAAGCUAGAAAUACCCAAACUUUAAUUUUAAUUGAAGAUAUAGAUGUAAUUGCAGCAAAAAGAGAAAAUGCUCAACGUGAAAUGGAAAGAAGAAUUGUAACACAAUUAAUUGCUUCUUUGGAUGAUCUCAAUUCAACUCUUUCAAAAGUUUUUGUUAUUGGGACAACAAAUAGACCUGAAAUUUUAGACGCCUCUUUACGUAGAGCUGGACGUUUUGACAAAGAAAUUUCGAUUGGAAUUCCAGAUUGUCGAUCACGAUUAGAAAUUCUAAAAAUUGCGACAAGAAAAAUGAAUUUGGCAGAAAAUGUUGAUUUAAAACGUUAUGUUGGUGCUGAUUUAUUUGCACUUGUUCGUGAAGCUUCAACAAGAGCUUUAAGUUUUGCUUUUUCAAAAAGCGAAGAAGAGGAAAACCAAAAUUUAAUUUUAAGUAAAAUUCCAAAGAAGAGAACUUUGGAAGAAAUUCGGGAAGAACUUUUUAGAGCUUGUAAUUGGUUUAAAGAGCCAUUAAAUACAAAUUCUUUAAUUGUUAAUAAUACCAAUGAAUUAACUAUUUCAAUGAUUAAUUUUGAAUGGGCUCUUUCAACAGUCCAUCCUUCAGCAAAAAGAGAGGGGUUUGCAACAGUUCCAGAUGUUACUUGGGAAGAUAUUGGUUCAUUAGAGAAAAUAAGAUCAGAAUUAAAUUGGUCAAUAUUGUAUCCAAUCCAAAAGCCAGAAUAUUUUGAACAUUUUGGUUUAAAUGCUCGUCCACAAGUAAAUAAAAAUGGGAAAAAUAUGUUAAAAAUAUAUAUUUUUGAGGGCAUUCUUUUUUGUGGACCUCCUGGCUGUGGAAAAACUAUGUUGGCAAAAGCAGUAGCAAAUGAAACUGGAAUGAGUUUUAUUAGUAUAAAAGGCCCAGAGUUAAUGAGUAUGUAUGUUGGGGAAAGUGAACGAGCUGUUCGGACCGUCUUCCAACGUGCGAGAGAUUCUGCUCCAUGUGUUAUAUUUUUUGAUGAAAUUGAUUCUUUAUGUCCCAAACGUUCACAAAAAGAGGUAAAAAUUAGAAAAAACAUUAAAAUAAUUUUUAGACUGUUGGAAGUGCUCGAUUAG